GCCUUUAGGCCUUAAUGGAGACGUCACCAUGCAGGAGAAAAGUAGCCCCGAAGGUCAGCGGCAGUGCACAGAGUGUGGAACCAGCUUCAGCCUACCUCAGUCAGACCAAACCAAACAGACGGAUGAAACCAACAGCGAGUCCGGGUGUCCAUCCUGCCGAAUGGCCGGCGGCCUCAUCAACGGUCAGCAGGCCCAGAAGAGCAUCAGCUUGGACCCUCACAGCUGCUCCGUGUGCAACAAAACCUUCAUCUCGUCUGCGCAUUUGACCCUUCACCUUGCCUCUCACAACAAGGAGAGGAGGUUCAGGUGCAACACUUGUGGGAAGUACUUCCACCAGCCCUCGCACCUCGUCGCCCACGAGGCCAUCCACAGCGGGAACCGGCCUUUUAAAUGCCCCGAUUGCGGCAGGGCAUUCGGCCGCGCCUCGCAUCUGAAGACGCAUCGGCGACUUCACACGGGCGAGAAACCUUACAAGUGUUCUUGCUGCGACAAGGCCUUUGCGCAAAAAUCGGGGCUCCUCUCGCACGUCCGCCUUCACACCGGCGAGCGCCUCUACAGGUGCGAGGAGUGCGGCGCCUCCUUCGGCUCUCUGCCGCUUCUCCUCUCGCAUAAAGCCGAGGAGGCCGCUCGGCAGGGGAAAACGCCUCACGCGCCUCGUCCUGAUGGCGCUGCCAACGACAUCAAAUGCGGCGUCUGCUGCCGUACCUUCAUCCGCUCCUCCUACAUCAGACUUCAAGUCCACUUGGAGAAGGGGCUGCGGCCUUAUCACUGCAAAGUGUGCAACAAGACCUUCAUCAAGAUGGACACCUUCAUCGCCCACUGCGAUAAACACCUGAAGCAGAAAGGGGAAAAAAGCGACGAAGAGAGCGUGGUGAAACCGCCGAUGUUCAUCCCUCUGUCCAAGCCGGCGCCACCGCCGGAGGCCGCCGAGCCUUUGUUUUCCGCUGACGUCACGACACGAUCCAAGGCCAAGUCCAAAAGCUAAACAUGAUCAAGAUGCAUCAAAGUGUCUCAAGUUUUGGCCAAUAUUUUAUAUUUGGUUUUAAUUAUUCCAACUCUACUCAAAUAUGUUGUUCUUUAAAUGCUAUCGCUAAGCUAGCGGUGUGUCGGUCAUGAACGAACGUGUCAAAAGAACUAGUUGUGAACGAAACGAACGAGGUCACCGCCCCUUUAAAUACCCGUUCAGUCCUUUCAGUUGCAAAUGCUUUUAUUUGAUUGGCUGGAGAGUCAGUUCACCGAUCCUUUUUUCGAAGGGCGGGACUUUCUGCGUGCUGCCCUAUCGUCGCUCCUCGCUCUGAAUGUGGGUGGGGUUAGCUGAUUGAAACACGGAGACGGAGAGAUCGACCGACACUCGUCGGCAGUUCAUUCGAGACCGACAUUUGAGUCGGAACGGACUGACUCGAUGCGGCUGACCGGGUUUAUUCACAAGGGUUAAUGACCAAUUGACCGUAAUGAACGGAUCUUUUUUAUCGAACGGUUUUGCCCACUACGACGCUAAUACGCUAGCUACAAAUUGUAAUAAAUAAAAGGGAUUUUUAAGAGCAGUAAAGUGGAAAUAAUGAAAAAUAAUACAAAAUAUAAGUGUAGAUAUUAAAUAAGGAAAAGUAAAGCAAGGACAUUUAACAUGAGUAUAAUAAGUGCUGGAUGGAAUCCAAUUUAUAAAUUAAGUCAUAAUUUAUGGAUGAUGAUCACUGAAUUAAAUAUAUCGCUUCAUAAUGUUGGAAAUGGCGUCAAUGGUGGAAUUGUCGGUUUCUUGUCCAGAUUAUUUUUUAAUAUUUGUCCAUUGAACUUGUCAUAGAUUCUAUAGUUGCCUUAUUAUAUAUAUAUAUAUAUAUAUAUAUAUAUAUAUAUAUUUGUUCCGCUUCUUUUAAAACUGCUACUGCGUUUCCAAUAGCACCGUUAGCAACAUAUUAGCUUCCUGUCCAUCCAUUUUGCACAGUUAUGUAAAGGGAAGAAAGGCAAGAAUAUGAAAAUUAAUUUGGGACUUUUUAACAUGAAUGAUUUUGGUCUUAACUGUAUCUUGUACUGUAUAAGGAAACCAAGUAGUGUUUUGCAUUGCCCAAAGUAGCUACACGGCAAAAUAUGAAUAUUCUGACAAAGCAUUAUUAUCUUUGUAAUAUGCUGGCUUUGAUUAUAUUUAGCAUCAAAAUAUUUCUAGUGUCAGGUACUGGCCAGUGUUAUUUACAUUUUAUCGAUAUAGUCCUUUAGAAAACAAAAGACUUCUAAAAUAAUGUGUAUAAAUUUGUGUAAAUAAUCUAUGAAAUAAAGUUAAAUACAAACAAA
Doryrhamphus excisus (bluestripe pipefish) is the source of this 2283-nucleotide messenger RNA. NCBI's taxonomy places the organism in Eukaryota, Metazoa, Chordata, Actinopteri, Syngnathiformes, Syngnathidae. The record is from RefSeq and is a predicted model, not a curated record.